Messenger RNA from Olea europaea var. sylvestris, 1851 nucleotides. RefSeq lists its product as uncharacterized. The record is from RefSeq and is a predicted model, not a curated record. Gene Ontology annotation, molecular function: protein binding. The transcript has a single exon. Lineage: Eukaryota; Viridiplantae; Streptophyta; Magnoliopsida; Lamiales; Oleaceae. Bases 229 to 1704 code for a protein of 491 amino acids.
AACUUUAACUGCUUGCGCUUGAUCAAAAUCAUCACUUACGUCAUCUAUUGCCAUCUCAACAAAAUUGCACAAAAAAUCAGUCCACCGUAGGGGCUUCUAACAAAAAUAAAAUCUGGCCUCCUAGUAUGUAACAGCCCAGAAGACUCAAAUGGACCAUAACAAAUACUGAGAUUUCUCCUCGAAAAUCACAACUAUCCAAAUCUAAUACAAACUCUUUUCCCACUAUCGAUGGAGAAUCACUCGUACAAUUCGUACCCGGAAUCCGGCGACUCAUCGCCACGAUCCCGAGAAAUCGAAUUCGAAAACCCACCGCCAUGGGAGGAUGGGCAGAUGCCAAUAAAUUACAAAGUCAAGUUGAUGUGCAGUUAUGGCGGAAAAAUCCACCCUCGUCCUCAUGACAACCUGUUAUCUUAUGUCGGGGGUGAGACCAAAAUCUUGGCAGUUGAUCGAAACAUCAAAUUUGGGUCUCUGCUUUCGAAGCUGAUUGCUUUGUGUGAUAAUGAUAAUAUUUCGUUUAAAUAUCAGUUUCCUGGUGAAGAUCUGGACGCUUUGAUCUCGGUUACGAAUGAUGAUGAUUUGGAGCAUAUGAUGCAUGAGUAUGAUCGGCUGUACAGGAUUUCUCCAAAACCUGCGAGGCUAAGGCUGUUUAUUUUUUCGAAUCCGCGUGGGAGUUUGAAUUCUUCAGCGAGGAGUUUUGGAUCGGAUGAGGUGAAAUCGGAAAAGGAGAGGUUUGUGGAGGCGUUGAACACGGGGCUUGUACUGGCGGCUUCACCUCCGCCUGCAGCUGCGGUGGCGGCGGAGGCCGUGACUGUUUUGCCUAAGCCACCGCCACCGAACAAUAAUGUGGAUUUCUUAUUUGGCUUGGAGAAAGGAAAUGGAAUGGUGCCUCUACCGCCUCCAACGACGAAAAAGGUUCAGGAGAGGGAGGAUCCUGCUGUUACAAAUUUAGAGGAGAAGUUGAUCGGAUCAGAUCCGAUCCAGAAGCACAUUCAAGAUCUGCAUAGGCUGAAGCUUGAAGAGCAACAAGGGAUAUAUAAAAAAAAGAGCGAUGAUAAUCUCACCGGAGGAUUCACUGGCGGAGAAUACUAUAAGGUGCAGGAGAAAGUGACACCGGUCACUAUGCCGGGAGGCGUUCCAAUGCCUACUGGGUAUUGGCCAGAGAAGCAGGUCAGCGGCAGAGGCGUAUUUCCGGCAAGUUCUCUGAACACGGAACAUCAAGUUUACAUUAUCCCCGGUCCAGCAGCGGGUGCAUAUCACGGGCCUCCGAUGGUGAGGCCCGUGAGUGGACCUAACGGCCAGGGAUACUACGCUGUCCAAAAGAUUCCACCGGAGGUUUACCGUGACCAACCACCAGUAUACAACGUCAUGACAUCAAUACCACCACCACCACAGGCAGCCGUGCCAUCCAUGGCGGCAGCGCCAUCGACCCUGCCGCCGCAGAAGUUAACUGGGUAUUCCGAAGGCUACGGGAUGGUGAGACCCACAACCACAGGCAGUGGCGGAGGAGUUGGGAUUGUGACGGAGGCGGGUUACCCGCAGGUGGCGUACGAGGGCGGAAUUGGUAGACAGGUGAUGUACACAGCAGCGCCGGGAGGAGUAAUCGGGGCGCCACCGCAAGUUCAACAGACUCAAUAUCAAGCAACGACAGUAGCUGCAGAAUUGAGAUCGGCCGGCAGCGUUGAAUCUGGAAGCAGCAGGGGUUGAUUUUAAGGUUUGUGAUUAUCAUGCUGUAAUAUAGGAUUUGAAUUUAUGAAGAAAUAAUUUCAGUGUUUAAUAGACUACCGUGUAUUUUUGCACUUUUUACUUUGUUCUAAUUGAAAUUCUCAGUUCUGGAUACAAUUAUCUUUUCAA